AUGCUUGUCACCAACAAACAGUUGAAUCUUGGACGCUCCCACAGUUGGGACACGUUAGGAGGGAAUGAGGGUCAGUGGGAGAGGGCUGACAGUGUGUACGAGCAGCAGGCAAGAGUAGCAGGCCGGCGGAGCUCUCUGUCAUACGGAGAGGGAGGAGGUUGGUACGAACCUCCACCAGGGGUGCGUCCCCCUGACCUGGAUUUGAAACGCGACCCAUAUUCCUACCAAGACUCUCUCUACGGACAGGUUUACGCAGAGCGACACGACCCACGGGGGCUGAGGAAGGGCUCGGUGCCGGAUCUAAACCACUACGAACGAGCGCCCAUGGCUCACCGAGGAUCCAUUCCACCUCAGGAUUACUACUCCCAUGACCCGGCCAUGACUCCUCGGCCACCUGAGGGCUUUUACCGAUCUGAACACCAGCCGCCGCCACCUCAUCCUCAUCCGCUCAGCAGGUCAGGCUCUCAUUUUGGGAUGGCACCAGGCGCUCGUGCUACAUGGGAUCAAAGUCAGGCGGGGAGGGCAGUACCUCCACCACCCUCAUCGCCUCUACCUCCCCCUCCCCCUCCUCCAACCGCCCAUGAGUUGAGUCGGGCUUACAGGGAACCUGGUGCUGUAAAUGUUGCCAAGAUGAUGCAAGAUGGCCAACAGCGAAUCCCGUCCCGAGACCCAUCUCCUUCCCACUAUGGUAUGGAGCACACAUCUCCUCGGUAUGCUAGUGAGCCUCCACCUCUGACCGGUCAGCCGGUCUAUACUGAUGUUAAUGGCCGACCGCUUGAUCCGCAGCAGCAGGCGGCUACCUGUCUAGUGGUAGAUCCAGCCACUCAAGGCAUGGUUAUGAGGCAAGAGACAGCCUCACCGUACACCAUUCAACAACAACAGCAAUUACAACAGCAACAGCAAAUACAGCAGCAACAGUUACAGCAGCAGCAACAAUUGCAACAACAGCAACAACUUCAACAACAACAGAUACAACAGCAGCAACUCCAACAGCAACAGUUACAACAGCAGCAGCUUCAGCAACAGCAAAUACAACAGCAACAACUUCAGCAACAGCAACUACAACAGCAACAGCUUCAACAACAGCAGUUACAGCAACAGCAACUUCAGCAAGAACAGUUGCAGCUGCAACAGCAACAGCCCCUGCCACCUCCACCUACGAUGCCCCUCUCCGACCCGAACGCUAUGAUGGCGGCUCCACUUCCUGCUCCACCUGCUCCGGUGCAGACAGCAGCAGUUGUCCCAGCUGCACCUGCACCUGUACCUGUACAGGCUGCCCCAACCACUGCCCCACCUCCCCCACCUACUCCACUUCCUGCUCCACUUCCUGCUCCUCCCCCAACUGCCCCACCGACGCCUUUGCCUGUUGACCCCAAGAAGACAGCCGAUCCUGAGUUCCUUUCUCUGCUGCGAAAUGAGGGCCUUUCUGAGAGCACCAUCUCCUCCCUCAUCCAGCAGGGUUUUGACUCAACUAGCAUGCUGGCUGUAAUGGAGGAGAACGAUGUCCGCACCGUUGCCCCCAACCUUGGCCAGGCUCGGGUCCUGUCUCGCUUGGUCCACAACUGCAAGCGACCCAUUGAGGCCACGCCAGCCCCCUCCCAACCCCAGACACCCAUGCGAGGCCGCUCCAAUAGCUUCAGCCACCGCUCGGACAUCUACCACCAGCAACACCACCACCAUCCGCCACACCCUCCACAGGCUUUAGCCGUGGACCCCCAACUAAUGCCCCCACCAACACCUGGGGCAAUGCAAACCAUCUCCCCACGGAUGGGAGAAGUAAUGAGUAGGAGGCCCAGCAGUGCCCCUUCUCAGCACCUCCUUGAAGCCUCUGGUGGCUACCCAGGCCAACCACCUCGUUCCCCAGGGCCGUACGCUGGAGCCAUUAUGCCUGUUCAGUCAAGACCAAUGUCGGCCUACUCUUCUGGGAUGGCGAUGCCGGGGGUGCCUAUGCAGGGUAUGCAGAUAAUGCCCCAGCAGAUGACUGGGUCAAUGCCUGCAAUACCGGGAUCUAUUCAUUCCAUGCCAGGUAUGCCACAGCAGAUGCCUGUAUCCAUGCCAGCUUUGCAGCAGCCGCCACAACAGGUACCGAAAGCAUACUCUACCAAUUACACAGUGCCCAUGGAGCUGAUGAAGAGGGACAGAAACUUACUGCCAUUGUCGCCCAUGCAUAGCCCUCACCCUAGUCCUCAGCUGAUGCGUAAGGGUGGGGGACCUGCAUCAGACAAUGCCCUCGUCCCUGUGGGAGCGCCUGUUCAAGGCCAAGGUGCCCUGGCUGUAAACCAGAAGCUAAGUCGGCGCACAGGUCCACCAGUCAUCGUGUCCACUAUGGCGUCUCCAGACACAA
Messenger RNA from Stegastes partitus (bicolor damselfish), 2344 nucleotides. It is a transcript of the gene ctbp2a, whose product is annotated as C-terminal binding protein 2a. Gene Ontology annotation, biological process: regulation of transcription by RNA polymerase II. The record is from RefSeq and is a predicted model, not a curated record. Gene Ontology annotation, molecular function: transcription coregulator binding; DNA-binding transcription factor binding; transcription corepressor activity. The transcript has a single exon. The annotation marks the transcript as partial. NCBI's taxonomy places the organism in Eukaryota, Metazoa, Chordata, Actinopteri, Pomacentridae. Gene Ontology annotation, cellular component: nucleus.